Messenger RNA from Saprolegnia parasitica CBS 223.65, 666 nucleotides. RefSeq lists its product as hypothetical. Bases 1 to 666 code for a protein of 221 amino acids. Gene Ontology annotation, biological process: ubiquitin-dependent protein catabolic process. NCBI's taxonomy places the organism in Eukaryota, Oomycota, Saprolegniomycetes, Saprolegniales, Saprolegniaceae. Gene Ontology annotation, cellular component: cytoplasm. The record is from RefSeq and is a predicted model, not a curated record. Gene Ontology annotation, molecular function: ubiquitin protein ligase activity; phosphatidylinositol binding. The transcript has a single exon.
AUGACGGACGGCCUGCCUUCGACGCUCGAAGCCAUCGACGUGCGUGCCAACGUCGCCGCCAAGGCUGGCAACGUCUACGCCCAGUACACGGUCGUCAUCACGUGCCCGUUCACGCAGGCGCGCUGGUCGUGCCGCAAGCGCUACUCGGCCUUUUGGCAGCUGCGCGAGACCUUCCGCGUCAUCCACGCCCACGCGCCGGCCUCGCCGCUAGCGCCGCUGCUCCACGCGCUCCUGGCGACGCCGUUUCCGUCCAAGCACCUCACGCCGACGCGCGCCCGCGUCAUGGGCGAGCGCGCCAUGUUGUUUCAGAACUUCCUCCUGCAGCUGCUCCACCUGCGCAACGCGUGCUGGGUCAACCUCGCGGCGUCGCCGUCGCUGGCGCUGCCCGCCGCGCGCUACGUGGCCUUGAUCGCCGACUUUUUGGGCAUCUACGACGUGCCGAUGCUCGAGAUCCGGCCGACGACACGUGCCAUCCUCGACGAGGCGUGUGCGAUCUGCCUCGACUACAUGCACGCGACCGACCUCGUCGACGGCCGCCACGUGGUCCAGCUACCCUGCCGCCACGUCUACCACCAGCGCUGCGUCGGCCAGUGGCUGCGCACGAAGCGAACGUGCCCCCUCUGCCGCGACCCGACGACCCAGAUCACGGGCCUUCUCUUGGCAUGA